Molecule: messenger RNA, 3833 nt
Organism: Scaptodrosophila lebanonensis
Lineage: Eukaryota; Metazoa; Arthropoda; Insecta; Diptera; Drosophilidae
Product: cell wall protein IFF7
Exons: 9
Coding region: 1357-3423 (688 amino acids)
Source: RefSeq, a predicted model, not a curated record
CGGCUAUCGCCAAACGUGUUCGCUUCACUUCACAGUACUUCGCAUCGUGCGGUCUCCGGUUAGUUUGUUGUUCGCCAGUAGUUUCAAAACUGGUUCUGCGCCCACGAUUUUAUUCGUCUUUGCCACUUUUAUUUAUUUACACAGUAACUACCAAAACUAUAUCUGUGUUCUGUUCGGCUAAAGUUGUUAAAAUUUACGAAAAAUAUUAACCAACAAAAAUUACUUCAAACCAAUCGCCGCAGUCAUCGCGUCAACGCCGCCGCCGUGUGUGAGUGUGUGUUGUUUUGUUGUUGGCGACAACUCCCACGCCUAAAACACAGUUACAUUUUGGGCAAACACCAAAUAUCGAAAUAAAAAAAAAUUAAUGAAAAUAGAUAAAGGCAAAGGGCAAUAAUUAUAGAAAUUGCAGGCCACUAGUAUUUCAGGAUUUCGAUAAUUCGGUAGAUCGGUUUCAACGUCGCUCGCGUUUACUUUUAUUUUUUUUCUGGUGUGUGCAUUGUUGUUAUUUUUUUUUCCAACCAUUCAUACGACGCUGCCAAUUAAUAUGCAAUUAAAUUUUUGAAAAAUCAAAUCCAAAGCGAUUAAAAAUAUUGAGCAAGUGUGCAAUUGAAGAAGAAGUAGCAGCAGUAGCAGCAGAUGUUUAAGAAGUUUGCCAAGUUCAGCAAAGUGUAAAAAAAGCAGUGAAAUAAACAGCACUAGCGUCAGCAGCGCAGCGGCAGCAGAGUCGGCAGCAUCAAAGCACCAGGAGCAGAAUUCAAAUCAAAGUUGCAUUCGCAGUUGUAAACAACUUACAAACUUAGUGACUGGCGGCGCGCAUCUUGUGGAUGCACAUAAACAACAGCUGCUACGCAACAGAAUCAGUCAAAAAUCGGCACAGCAGCGGAAUAAAGGAGCAGCAAAGUUGAAGUUGAAGCAACUUUAUCGAAACUGAUUCAAGGAGCUGAGCUGAGAAGCAAAAACACCGACACAGUUUUCGGAUUAACAAACAAUUGAAUGACGAAAAAAUAGUACUUGUAUUACAAGAAAAAGUGACGUUGCUUUCACAUCUUCCCCCCACCCGCUCCCUACUAUCGGCAUUCCAGAGCCCAUCUUCAGCUGCUGGCUACACAGAACUCAACUCUCGUUCGGCGACACUUGAGUUGGCAACAUAAUCGCACAUCAUGCGAUUUGUCGCCGCUUGAGCAGGAAGGAGCAGCAGCAGAAGAAGAGGAGGGACGUAGCACCACAACAAGAACAGCAGCAGGAGCAGAAGGAGCAGCAGAGAGCAUUCGAACGACUCGAUUCGACGACACUUGGGCAAGGAACCCCACAGAUUUUUGCGAGCCGUUGCAACCGCCCGAAGUGGCGCCCAUCAAAAUGUACCCGGCCGGAGGAACCACAGCAGCAGCAGCCGCCAAGUUUCAGAACCGAUCCGCCUCGCCACAGUUUGCCAAUUUUGUGCCACCACCACCCGGCGAGUAUCCCUCACAGGCGGGCAGUGGUCAGCUGGUGGCUGCCGCAGCGGUGCACAAUGCGCCCGGUUCCAUGUCCAUGCGGCAUGCGAAGAGCAACAGUGGCAGCAGUGGCAACAGCACCACCCUAGCCGCUCAUCGCAACAUGGCGAUGGGCGUGCUCGGCACUAGCGGCGGUGGUCCCGGCCCCAUGCAGCACAUGGCACACGGCGCCGCCACCCUCGGCCAUCAUCGUGGCGAUCUGAUCUUUCCCGAUGAGAUGGACAGCAUUGAGUUCUGUAUGCCGGCGCCACCGCCCUCACAAAAUGGCGGACACGCGCACGGCCUGAAUGGCGAGCUAAUGCUGCUGCAUGGCAGUGGCCAUGGCGAGGCCUUCACGGAGCGACGCCGACGGGGCCACGGUCGACGCAGCAACCACAAGAUGGAUGUGGAACAGCAGGUCAAGUGGUCGCGUAAAAAUAUUGCAGCCACAAUGGAGCGGUUUGAGCCCACCACACAAUCGUCCUCGUCCACCUCAUCGCUGGACUAUGGCUUUGCCGCCGGCGUAAUGACGCCGAGCAGCUCGACGCCCUCGCACCACAAUGCCAGCAGCGGGGUCGGUGGUGCCAUGGCAGCAGCCCCUUUGUCCUCGACACCGUCCCUGCAUGUGGCCUACAAUGGUGGUGCCGCUGCCGCCGCGGCACCCUUUAAUCACGUCUAUUCGUAUGCUUAUUACGAGCCGGGCGCGGCCAAGUGCCACACGAAUGUGCCGCACAAGGAGGGCGCAGUGGCUAAUGCCGCUGCGGGUAAUGGUUCCGCAAGCACCGCUGGCAUGAGCGGCCUCUCUAAGAGCCCGCCACGCAACUCGAUACGCGCACUGCUGGCCAAAAGCUUUCGCUCCAAGUCGUCGCACAGCGGCCAGUCCACAUCGUCAUCGCCGAGCACCGAGGACCGUGAUCGACACACAUACACCACACGCUACGGCACCACCGAGAACCUCUACGAGGAGGUGAACGAGCAGAAAAUACGCAAGGUGUUGUCCGAUAAUCGCAUUGCCACGUCCAAUGCCAACGGCAAUGUGAAGGAGGAGCAGCGUCGUGUCCAGCACAACCACUUCCGAGUGCUCGACGAGCUCAAUUUAUCGCUAGAGGCAUUGAUAAUGCCACCGACGCCACCGGACAUCAGUCCCAGUCACGGUGGUGCCGGCGAUGAUGAAGACGAUGGACCGAGCACCAGUGCAGCGGCAGCAGCGCAGGCCAAGGUAACAGCAGUGGCGGCGGGUGCCACCGCCCAACGGCCGCGACGCGGUGGUUUGCUGGGUGGUGCUGCCAGCGCUGCUUCGACUUCGGCGACGCAACAGCACGCUUUGUCGCACGCCAGCCUCGAGAAUCUCUCGACCACACUGAACUCCAUGGAGCUGAAGGAUCAUGCGCACAGCAGCUGCAUCAAUCCCGAGUUCGACGAGGGCGAUCUGGACAGCGGCUUCAGUGGCAGCGGCAGCAGCAGCGGUGCCAGCUACAAUGAGAGCUUGCGCUAUUAUAAAACAGGUACUCCAACAAACCAUAGCCACCACCAUCACCACCACCAACAGCAACAAUUACACAACAACCACAGCAACAACAACAACAACAAUAACAAUCUUAUGCAUACAAGCACUUUGCCACACAAUCUAAGAAGUUGUCGCUCCUCAACAGCAUCCGGCACAUCGACCUCGAAGAGCAGCAUGGCCUCCUGUGGCGAGGAUCAGGGCAUCGCAGGCAUGGGCAUGAUGCCGCCGAUGGGUGGCAUGGCUGGCAACGUGGCCGGCUGUGGCAUUACGGAUGCCUCCCUAUCGCCCUUCAACUAUCCACGUCGCUGUUCGGCGGACACUCAACGCGCCUCGUCCCGUUCCAUGGCGGCAGCAGCGGCGGCGGCGGCGGCUGCAUCAUCAUCAUCGGCAUCCACAGCCACCGGAGCGAAACCGAAGAAGAAUUUCUGGACUAUAAAACCGUGAUGCUACAAAAGAGCGUUGCGUCACAUAUGCAAGAAAUGGAGCAUUGUUAUGGAUAUGCACUGUAUUCGAUUGCUGUAUAUAUGUAUUUGCUAAAUAUUGAAUGGCAUAAUGCUGGAAUUUUAUGUAAAGACGAUUAUCCUUAAUUUGUAAGCCUGGCAUCAUCAGCAAUGGCCUGCAUUUUGGGACCUUUGAGUUCUGUAGAAGCCACUCAGAUGUGUGGUUAGUGCAGCAACUCCUUUGCACUUACCCUGCUGUUCAAAGGAACCGUUUGGGUCCCCUGUUCUACUUCUUCUUUUAAAAGGAGAUGGCUGGCUGAAUUAAUCCUUACCUUUAAAAAUUGUCACUUACCUUAAGGCAACUAUUUUAUACAGUUUUUUUUUAUUUUAAAUAAAACAACUUUUAAAAUGCAA